Molecule: messenger RNA, 624 nt
Organism: Vicia faba (fava bean)
Lineage: Eukaryota; Viridiplantae; Streptophyta; Magnoliopsida; Fabales; Fabaceae
Source: the annotation of a GenBank genome assembly
AUGAAGAACACAUUACUAGCUUUCCUCCUUCUCAUUGUCUUAAGUUCACAACCUUUACUUGGUUCAUCUCAAGCAUCACCCGAACAAGUUCUCGACAUAAAAGGCAAAAACCUUCGAGCUAAUACCUAUUACAACGUUCUUUUAUCCAUGCCCUACACCAAUUGUAAAAGUCCUGAAGGUCUAGGUCUUUCUAGUAAUAUUGAUCAACCGUGCCCUCUUGAUAUCAUUGUUGUGAGUAGAUACCAAAGUCUCCCAAUUAGGUUUACACUUCUUAACCCAAAAAAAGGCAUUAUUCGUGUCUCGUCCGACCUAAACAUCAUGUUUGAUUCGAACUCAAGUUGCCCUUAUCAUACCACGGUGUGGAAGCUUGAUCGUUUUAAUGUUUCGAAAGAAAAGUCUUUAAUUAUAACAGAUGGUUUUAUAGGUGCCCCGGGUCCACAUAGCAUUGGAAAUUGGUUCAAGAUUGAGAAAUAUGUGGAGGGUUAUAAGUUUGUCUAUUGUCCUAGUGUUUGUUCUUCUUGCAAACAUGAGUGCAAAGAUGUUGGGUUGUUUGUGGAUGAAAAUGGGAAUAGACGUUUAGCUCUCACUGAUGUUCCUUACCAAGUUAAAUUCGUUAAGGCUUAG